Molecule: messenger RNA, 853 nt
Organism: Sinocyclocheilus anshuiensis
Lineage: Eukaryota; Metazoa; Chordata; Actinopteri; Cypriniformes; Cyprinidae
Product: protocadherin-10-like
Exons: 1
Biological process (GO): homophilic cell-cell adhesion
Cellular component (GO): plasma membrane
Molecular function (GO): calcium ion binding
Source: RefSeq, a predicted model, not a curated record
CGGCAACCGCUUUGCGGAGAUCGUGCUGGAUAAACCCUUGGACCGCGAACAGCAGGCGGUGCACAGGUUCGUGCUUACCGCCGUGGACGGAGGGCAGCCGCAGAGGACCGGCACCGCACUGUUAGUGGUUAAAGUGCUGGACUCAAACGACAACGCGCCCACGUUCGAUCAAUCGGUUUACUCUGUGAGCUUGCGCGAGAACUCCCCAGUUGGCACGCUUGUUAUUCAGCUCAACGCCACCGAUAUGGACGAGGGCCAAAACGGAGAGAUUGUUUACUCUCUAAGUAGUCACAAUCCGCCGCGCAUUCGGGAUCUGUUUAACAUCGACUCGCGCACUGGGAGGAUUGAAGUGACCGGUGAGGUGGAUUACGAGGAGAGCAGCACGCAUCAGAUCUACGUGCAGGCGAAAGACAUGGGGCCGAACGCCGUGCCCGCGCACUGCAAAGUUCUGGUCAAACUCAUCGACGUGAACGAUAACACGCCGGAGAUUAGUUUCAGCACGGUCACGGAGUCGGUAAGCGAGCAGGCUGCCCCGGGCACUGUGAUCGCUCUGCUGAGCGUCACGGACCGUGACUCCGGCGAGAAUGGACAGAUGACCUGCGAGCUGCACGGCGAGGUUCCGUUCAAACUCAAGUCGUCUUUCAAAAACUAUUACACGAUCGUCACGGAGGGUCCACUGGAUCGCGAGAAAGCGGAGUCUUACACGCUCACGGUGGUCGCCAAAGAUAAAGGGGUGCCGUCUCUCUCCACAAGCAAGUCCAUCAAAGUGCACGUCUCGGACGAAAACGACAAUGCACCUAGAUUCAUACAAUCGGUUUACGACGUGUACGUGACGGAGAAUAACGUCCCGGGC